ACACACACAUACACAUACACACACACGCGCGCGCGCACACUUGGCGCCAUUUUUUUACCUUUUUGUAAAAAACGUAAUUCUAUUCGGAUAUCACUUAUUUUGUUGUGGUUAGGCAUCUUAUUUAAUCCACGAAGCUAUAACAUAACUUUUAUAAAACAAAACUUUUCCCUACUUUAAAUAAGUGUGAAAUUAAAGCGGAAAUUUUGUAAUAUACUAUAGGAAACUGUCUUAUGACUACAUUGACUAUCUUUAUUAACUUGAAGUAACAGACAUUUGUCGACUUAUAUCACUAAAUAUAUAGAAAACGCUUAUUCUUUACUUAAAAUAUAAAAAUAUAUAUCACCUCAGAAACAUUAUUUAUUGCACUUUUGCAGUUAAAUACACGUAUAAAUUAUUACAUAUUAUAAAACAUAUAACCAUAACUAUACAAUUUAUAAAGCACAGUUUUAUUAUAUAGAAAGAGUUUGUAAGCUGCGGUAUUGUUGUAACAAACUUUGUUCCAGCAAAAGGUGUAAUAUGUAAUUAGUUCUCUAAAUUUUGGAUCUUUCUCUGGAUAAGUCAUAUGAAAUCAGAAUUAAAGAUAAAACAAUGCAUUAUGACAUUUAGGCCCAGUUUCACCAAUUUGAGUUUAAACUAAGUUUAGCAAAACUGCCGUUAAAUUUAACGCUAUAGUUAAACCAAGUUAAACUCCUGUUGCGUCCCACAACUCAUUUUUAACGAAACGUUACCUAAACCUAUAAUCUAUUCGAAGAAACUCUGCAGUAUAGAAUAUGAUUGGUCAAUUUCCAAUAUAAGGGAAAAGAUCGAAGAGACGGAAAUAUUGUUAUUGCACGUAAUAGUGAGGUUAUAAGUUGUAUGAAGUUGUGAAUAUUUCAUUAUAUUUAGUGUUAUUAAAAAUGUCCGAAAUAAAAAAAAGAGAAAGACUUCCAAACUUUUCAAAUACUGAAAAGCUCAAAGUAAUAGAAUUAAUAGAAAAAUAUAAGAACAUAAUAGAAAAUAAAAAAACGGAUAACAUUAAUUUGAAAGAAAAAGAAAAAUGUUGGCUAAAUAUAUCAAAAGAGUAUAAUAGUAUAAUAACUCAAUAUAUAGAGAUGUAGCUUCCUUAAAAAGCUGUUGGGAUAAUUUAAAAAAGAAAACACGAAAACAUUAUGCUGAAAUUAGAAAUGAAGUUUUCAAGACAGGUGGUGGAAAGAUGAACAUAAAUGAUGAUCCUAUUGCUGAAAGGAUUAAAAAUAUCAUUCAGCCAUCAAUAGAAGGUUUAACAAAUAACUUUGAUAGCGAUAACAUUACAGGCAUCGCAGAAACAAAUACAUCACAAUGCAAUGAAGAAUCAGAAGGUGAAAGCUGUUAUCAAUAUGAGAUACUCGAAGAUUCAAGCAAUUGGACUGAUUGGACACCAACAAAGUUGUGCUCUGAGAAGAGUAAAGAGUUGCAGGUUUCGGACAAUCUUGAAACUGAAGAAACUGAAGAAUUAAUAUUUGAGGAUGUUGAAAGUGUUUUCGAUAAGGAAUCUUCAAAAGAAAACAAUCCAGUAACGAAUAAGUUACCACAAUCAAAUUUAAAGUAUAAAAAAUCGAAAAAGACCAAAGCAGCUGCAAAAAAACUAAUGAAUUGGAUAUUUUGGUACAAUCCAAAGUAGAACUAAUAGAAAUAAUGAAAGAAGAAAUUAAAAAAAAGUCAGCUUUAGAAAUAAUUAUCUAUAAAACGUUGUUAGAAAAAGAACAGCUUAAUAUUAAAAUUCUGAAAAAACGGUUAAAUUCUGAUAAAGAUUAAAUAAAAUAAUUUUUUCUUUAAUUCUCAUAGUUCUAGUUUGGAUUGUGCCAAAAUAACCGAAUUGUAUCGAAAGCUGCAAUUUUUUUUUUAAUAUAAAAAAGUUUAUAUAUUCGUUGCAAUAUUUUUUUCUUUUUUUUUAUUAGAAUAUUUUAUAGCAGAGAUCACAAUAUUUGUUUUUAUGAAACCUCUGAGGAGAGUCGCUUAAUUUUAUUGUUAGUAUUAAAUUUGUGUAUGUUCCUUUUAUAUAGUUCCUAGUUUUUUAUUUUUUAAUUUCAUUUUGUUUUUUUAUAUUAGAUUUUAUUGCAGGGAUUGCAAUUAUUUAUGUUAGUGUUAAAGUUCUGAGAGUCAUAAAAUGUAAGUAUAUAAGAUUAUUUAUGUAUUCGUAGAAAUAUUCUUUUAAUUUGGUUUUUGCUUUAUUCUUUAUUUUUAAAAAAUUUUUUAUUAAAAUAUAGGAUGAAGGAAUACAAUUACAUUAUUUGUAUUAAUAUGAUAAUCUCGAUAUGAUAAAGAGAGUCGCAUCUUUGGUUUUUUUAUUCCUACUAACAUAGUUUUGUAGACUUUGUUCACUAAAUGAGAAGUCGAAGGACUUUGAUCAGCAGCAAAAUUGGUUGCUUACAUUAAACUAAAAAAAAUAAUGUGUUAUAAAACAUUAAUAUUUUAUGUAUUGAUUUUUAAAGAGUAAAUUAUAACAUAAUUUUUGCAAAUAUAAAAAAA
Monomorium pharaonis (pharaoh ant) is the source of this 2487-nucleotide messenger RNA. RefSeq lists its product as uncharacterized. The record is from RefSeq and is a predicted model, not a curated record. The transcript is spliced from 4 exons. NCBI's taxonomy places the organism in Eukaryota, Metazoa, Arthropoda, Insecta, Hymenoptera, Formicidae. The coding region runs from base 1193 to 1639 and encodes 148 amino acids.